AUGGGGUUCUCAGGUAUCAUUACAAGCAUCUGGUCUAUUACCAUGCAACUGGUUCUCCUGAUGGUCACUUCAUCCUCGUUACAUCUAAGGGGGAAUGAGACAGAUAGACAGUCCUUGCUUGCAUUUAAAGCCGAAAUCGUGAACGACCCACUGGGCAUUCUUAGCUCCUGGAAUGAAUCCCUCCACUUCUGUCAGUGGCAAGGCAUUGCUUGUGGCCGCAGACACCAGAGAGCCACUGUGCUGGACCUCCAAUCAAGCCGGCUGAAUGGUCAGCUAUCUCCCCACAUUGGAAACUUGAGCUUUCUCAGGACGUUAAACCUCCAAAACAAUAGCUUCAACAACAUCAUCCCUCCAGAAAUCGGUCGUUUGUUCCGGCUGCAACAAUUACGCCUUAACAGAAAUUCCUUCGAGGGUGAUAUUCCGGUCAACAUAUCACGUUGCUCUAACCUCCGCUACCUUGACUUAGGCGAUAACUUUCUUGGUGUCAAGAUUCAUAUUGAAAUCGGCUUCUUGUCCAACCUUCAGGUACUUAAUUUAGGAAGUAAUUAUUUAAGUGGGGAGAUCCCACCUUCUUUGGAAAAUCUUUCUUCUCUUCAGAUGCUAUCUUUUCAACAAAAUUAUCUGCAGGGAGGUAUUCCAAAUAGCCUUGGCCAGUUGAAUAGCUUAAAAUACCUUGAUUUAAGAAGUAAUAAUUUAAGUGGGGCAAUCCCACCUUCUUUGGGAAAUCUUUCUUCUCUUCAGAUGCUAUCUUUUCAACAAAAUAAUCUGCUGGGAGGUAUUCCAAAUAGCCUUGGCCGGUUGAAUAGCUUAAAAUACCUUGAUUUAGGAAGUAAUAAAUUCAGUGGGGAAAUCCCACCUUCUUUGGGAAAUCUUUCUUCUCUUCAGAUGCUAUCUGUGCGACAAAAUUUUCUGCGGGGAGGUAUUCCAGAUAGCCUUGGCCAGUUGAAUAACUUAAAAUACCUUGUUUUGGGUUCCAAUAUUUUGAAUGGUACCAUCCCUCCCUCCAUGUACAACCUCUCUUCUAUUACAGUCAUCUCGGUGCUUGAAAACCUACUUCAUGGAACUCUUCCCCCUGGCUUGGGCCACACUGUAUUUCCAAACCUCGAAGACUUUUCUUUUCAUUUCAACCGAUUCAGUGGACAAAUACCAGUUUCACUCUCCAAUGCAUCCAACCUUGCAUUAUUUGGUAUCUCAGCCAAUAAUUUUACUGGAAGAGUGCCUAAUCUGGCAAGGAUGUCCAAUCUGUUCCGGGUAGAAAUGGAUGCUAACAAUCUUGGAAAUAAUGAGGAAGGUGACUUGGACUUCCUUUCUUCUCUGGUUAAUUGCACCAACUUAGAGCGUUUGGAUAUCAGUGGCAAUAAUUUUGGAGGAGUGCUACCUGAAUCUCUCAGCAACCUCUCAACAAAGCUCGAGGUAAUGAGAUUGGGAGGGAAUCAGAUACGCGGAAGCAUUCCUGUAGGAAUUGGAAAUCUCAUCAACUUGGGGAUACUAGGCUUUGAGGUAAACCAAUUGAGGGGCCCUAUACCAAUCUCAAUAUGUAAACUGAAUAAAAUUUUUAGUCUGUCAUUGAAUCACAAUGAGUUGUUCGGUACUAUCCUAGUUUUGCUAGGCAAUCUAACUUCGUUAGGCAGAUUGCUGCUCAUGUCAAACAACUUACAAGGAAGCAUACCGCUCAGUCUCGGUGAAUGCAGGAAUUUGCAGUCUUUGAGUCUUUCUCAAAAUAAUCUUAGUGGUCCCAUUCCAGAUGAAGUCAUCAGUUUAUCAUCCCUGUCACAGUUUUUGGAUCUGUCCCACAACUAUUUUACUCAUUCCAUUCCAUUUAGAGUAGGUCUUUUGUUGCAGCUUGCUUACUUGGAUCUAUCUGAUAACAAAUUAUCUGGUGAGAUUCCAAGCUCAAUAGGAAACUGCAUAAGUUUGGAAAGUUUGCAUUUGGAAGGAAAUUUUUUGCAAGGGACCAUUCCUGACGCUUGGAGUUCUUUGAGAGGAGUUGAAGACUUUGACCUUUCUCGCAACUUCUUAACUGGAAGAAUUCCAAACUAUUUAGGGAGUUUCCGCGUCUUGCGGAACUUGAACCUAUCAUUCAAUGAUUUAGAAGGUGCAGUACCAAUGAAAGGAGUUUUCCAGAAUUCAACUUCAUUUUCUAUUAUUGGAAAUAAACGGCUAUGUGGAGGUAUAUCUCAGCUAGUGUUGCCACCAUGCAUCUCCAAAAAAUCUGACGAAAAACCUAAGCAAGAAAUAUUUCCAUGGCGAAAAGUACUUAUCUCAAUUGCCUGUGGGAGUGCUAUUGGAGUUGUCUUCCUGUUGUGCUUUGUGCUUCUUUAUCCAUCAAGACAAUCAUUGCGCUGUGUACUUCUUUAUCUAUCAAGAAAAUCAAGAACGAAGACAACUUCAGGACCAUCAUGGGAUGUUUCACUCUUGAAAGUUUCAUACGGUGAUCUCCUCAAAGCGACAAAUGGGUUUUCUUCUCGGAAUUUGAUUGGUGCUGGUAGCUUCGGGUCUGUGUACAGGGGAAUUCUCAAUCAGGAAGAAAGAAUUGUUGCAGUUAAAGUGCUUAAUGUUCAAGGUUCAAGAGAAAGUUUUACAGCUGAAUGUGAAGCCUUGAAAAACAUUAAGCACCGGAAUCUUGUCAAGCUACUGACCGUGUGUUCAAGUAUCGAUUUUCAAGGAAAUGAUUUCAAAGCUUUGAUAUAUGAAUUCAUGGUGAAUGGAAAUCUUGAAGAGUGGCUGCAUUUUUCAGCUCAUAGGCUACCUGGGGCCCCCAUCGUGCAGGGCCAUUUGAACCUUAUUCAGAGGGUAAACAUUGCCAUCGACGUGGCUAAUGCUCUAAAUUAUUUGCACAACCACUCUCACGUUCCAAUAAUUCAUUGUGAUUUGAAACCCAGCAUCGUUCUCUUGGAAGGCGACAUGACUGCUCGCGUUGCUGAUUUUGGUUUAGCAAGGUACCUCCCAGAUGCUUCAUGUUCACUUCCUUCGCACAGAAGCACUGCAAAUGUCAUUAACGGUUCCAUAGGCUAUAUUGCCCCCGAGUAUGGAAUGGGAAACGAGGUUUCAACAUAUGGUGAUGUGUAUAGCUACGGAAUCCUGUUGUUGGAGAUGCUUACUGGAAAGAGGCCUACAGAUGAAAUGUUCAAAGAUGGUCUGAACCUGCACAAGUUCGUUCAGAUAGCUUUGCCUGAACUUGUAGAAGAAAUAUGUGAUCCAGUGCUUCUUCAAAUAAAAGAAAGCAGCACUCGUAGUAAUGGCUCAAGCAAUAGGAAUCAGGUCCAAGAUGAUCAAAGGCAAAGAGUUAGGAAGUGCUUGGUUAUCAUGGCCAGGAUAGGAGUUGCUUGUUCUGCAGAUUUGCCGAGAGAGCGGAUGGAUAUUGGACAUGUUGUAGACGGACUAUGCCUAGCAAGGGAUGUACUAACUGGAACCUGGAUUCCUAGAAAUCAUAUGAUCACGGCCUAAGCAGCAUGCAAUCCAACUUAGUUUGUUCGAGCACUGAAUCAAGGAUUCGGGCCUAUUUCAUAAGCUUUCUUGACUCUGAGUUACCUUUGCAGAA
Pyrus x bretschneideri (Chinese white pear) is the source of this 3541-nucleotide messenger RNA. Its product is annotated as probable LRR receptor-like serine/threonine-protein kinase At3g47570. The transcript has 2 exons. NCBI's taxonomy places the organism in Eukaryota, Viridiplantae, Streptophyta, Magnoliopsida, Rosales, Rosaceae. Gene Ontology annotation, biological process: protein phosphorylation. Gene Ontology annotation, cellular component: plasma membrane. The coding region runs from base 1 to 3447 and encodes 1148 amino acids. Gene Ontology annotation, molecular function: protein binding; protein kinase activity; ATP binding. The record is from RefSeq and is a predicted model, not a curated record.